AUGACAAGCUCUCGCUCUCCCUUGAGCCCGCUGGAGCUCGAGGACGCGUUCAUCAAGGUCACAUUCGAGGAGGAUGCCAUGCCUCAGCUUGCUAGCGGGGCUGCUGAUCCUGCAUACGAGCCUUGGGUCGAUCAAGCUUCCAACAAGUUUGCCGAGCCCCCUGUAUUCAUGGCACGGCAGCUCCGCAAGCUGUACCCCAAGCACUCGGUCACUCUCGUCCAGGACCACUCCACCAACGUCCUGGGAUUCCCCGGCGCAAUGGUUCAGCCCACCUCUCCCGCGGACCUCAUCACCAACUGUAUCUUCAUUCCAGUCGCGAGGCAUAUGUCCUCUGUCCCAGGUGUUCUCGUGGAUCAAGUCCAAUUUGGCUCUUUCACCGUCGCCUGGGACAAACAUGAUUUCCUCGUGUAUGUGGUCAAGUACCCGUACGGGAUGGGCUACAUGAACCAGACAUUUGUCCUCCACGAGGGCCCGGAAGAGCCUUCGCGUGCGCUCUUGGUAGCAGCGGGCGGCUGGCAUUCGCAGCUGCAUCAAGAGAUUCUCGUCUUCAACGGUAACUACUGGGAGAAGAGCUACCCGCUGUGGGCAGAAGUUCAGAAAGCGAACUGGGCCGACGUCAUCCUCAAGGAGGAGUUCAAGACAGCGAUGCAGAAAGAUAUACGAGGCUUCUUUGAUUCCGAGAAGCUAUACAAAUCGCUUGGGAUUGCAUGGAAGCGGGGCUUGAUCAUGUACGGCCCACCUGGGAAUGGGAAGACCAUAAGCAUGAAGGCUGUCAUGAAGGAGUGCGAUGACAAGGGAUACGCUCCUCUCUAUGUGAAGACGUUCACAGGAUGGCUCGGAGACGAAGUGGCCAUGCAAGCGACGUUCAACAUGGCUCGGCAGAUGGCUCCUUGCGUCCUCAUUCUUGAGGACCUCGACUCCCUCAUCACCGACCGCAACCGCUCAUUUUUCCUGAACCAGCUGGACGGCAUUGAGAGCAAUGAUGGUAUCCUCAUCAUUGGUUCGACCAAUCACUUUGAUCGCCUGGAUCCUGCUUUGAACAAUCGGCCGAGCCGCUUCGACCGGAAAUACCUUUUCGACGACCCCAAUGAGGAUGAACGCGCGCUGUAUGCGAUGUACUGGCAGAACAAGCUCAAGAACAACAACUCCAUCGAUUUCCCUGACAGCCUUGUCAAAGAAGUGGCCAGCCAAACUGAAGGAUUCAGCUUUGCGUACCUGAAGGAAGCAUUUGUCGCGACGCUCGUCCUCAUGGCAGGUCAGGAUGGCGAUGAUAAACCGGACUUUGCUGCGCUCCUCAAGGCACAGAUCAAGGUGCUCCGAGAGCAGCUCGACAAGGACAAGGACGCCCGGGGUCACGCUCGUACCUCCGUUGCUUCCACGCAACCCCCGAGCCCUAGCGCCCAGUUCGGUCGCCGUCCCCCGCACUCGUCAUCGCUCUUCAAGGUGGACGAGCGCAUGCUCGGCAUGCCUCGCAUCUGGGACACGAGCUCCGGUUCCGUCGGCGGUAUGCCGGGUGGCCUGCCCGGUGCAAGCGGACCAUCAAGCCCUGAGACCGGUCUGGGCGCUCGGAGGGAACUACGCUCGAUGGCGUACUCGUUUGGCCGGUCGUUCAUGCCGUGA
Epithele typhae is the source of this 1620-nucleotide messenger RNA. RefSeq names its product P-loop containing nucleoside triphosphate hydrolase protein. NCBI's taxonomy places the organism in Eukaryota, Fungi, Basidiomycota, Agaricomycetes, Polyporales, Epitheliaceae. The record is from RefSeq and is a predicted model, not a curated record. The transcript is spliced from 9 exons. Gene Ontology annotation, cellular component: peroxisomal membrane; cytosol. Gene Ontology annotation, biological process: protein import into peroxisome matrix. The coding region runs from base 1 to 1620 and encodes 539 amino acids. Gene Ontology annotation, molecular function: ATP hydrolysis activity; ATP binding.